AUGUACGCUUCCGCCUCGUCCCUCACCAGAUGGGGACUUGUCUUCUCCGCGGCUUCUGCUGCUGCCAGCAAUGUCCGUAUUGCCCCUAGAGAUACUACCCAGGCCCCUUCAGGCACAGCAGCUGCACCCGAGGUCACCGCCAUCACAGGAUGCCAUCUCCACGCUUCAGAACUAUAUUGUUUCGCUGGUGAGACCGAAUACAUGGUGGACAUCAAGGUCACUGCCACCACUGAUGUCCCCUCUCAAUAUACCGACUGCCAUUCCCAUGGCUCUGAUAUGUUUUGUGUCGGCUCGGAUGGUCAAGAUGUUGCUGUUCAAGCAGAAGGUGCUGAAUCAGAAGAUGACCACGAUCAUGAAGCAGGUGAAGAUCACGACCACGACCACAGCCAUGGAGAAGGUGCAGCCGAAACAGGAACUGCCGGUGACAAGACUGCAGAAAGUGAUAAUGAGCACUGUCAUUUCCAUGCCGGUGUCGAGCAUUGCACAGGUGGAGGCGGUCACGGUAGUUCAGAGACUGGCGAGGCAGAGUCUGGUUCCUCUUCUUCAGCUUGUCAACCUCGCAGAAGAGAUUAUGACGUUGGUCUCCGUGUCGGUCUCCUCUUCGUCAUAUUGGCCACGGGCGCCCUUGGUGUCUUUGGUCCCAUCCUCUUGCACAAGAUGAUGCCCAGUAAACUGAAUGUUGUUCUCAUUGUCUUGAAGCAGUUCGGUACUGGUAUCAUCAUCUCUACCGCCUUUGUUCACCUCUACACCCAUGCCUUUCUCAUGUUCAGCAACCAAUGUAUCGGUGAUUUGGGCUACGAGGCUACCACAUCCGCCCUCGUCAUGGCCGGCAUCUUUCUGUCUUUCCUUGUUGAAUAUAUCGGAAACCGUAUUGUCCUCGCAAAGACAAGGGCUUCGGCUGAUCUCUCCCUGGCUGAGAAGAAGAGCGUGUGGCUCUCCACCGAAGUUGUCAGUGUUCUUGUCAUGGAGUUGGGUAUCCUGUUCCACUCUCUCCUUAUUGGCUUGACUCUGGUUGUCGCUGGCGAUGAGUACUUCCUCACUCUCUUCGUCGUCAUUCUUUUCCAUCAAAUGUUUGAGGGUAUCGCUCUUGGAAGCCGAAUCGCCACUAUCGGUACUGCUGCCGACACUCACAGCGUCGUUGCCCCUCGUUCUUCUGAUGACAUAUCCUCCGCUCAGGACUCGGACAAGGCUCCUCCCGCUGCUACUGAGACCAUCUCCAACGAUGAGGCGGCCCAUACUGGUCUCUCCAUGAAGAAGAAGCUUGGUCUUGCUUCCCUCUUUGCCUUCAUCACCCCCAUCGGAAUGGCCAUCGGUAUUGGUGUUUUGCAAAAGUUCAACGGCAAUGAUAAGUCCACGCUUGUCGCCAUCGGUACGCUCGACGCUGUCUCCGCCGGUAUUCUUAUGUGGGUUGGCCUUGUUGAGAUGUGGGCUGCAGACUGGAUGACUGGAGGACAUGGCCACAAGGCUGAGCUCGCUGAUGCCAACAUCCUCACAACCAGUCUUGCUUUCUUGGGUUUGGUUGCUGGCCUAGUAGUGAUGAGUCUUUUGGGCAAGUGGGCAUAG
This is a messenger RNA of Fusarium venenatum, 1563 nucleotides long. RefSeq lists its product as uncharacterized. Lineage: Eukaryota; Fungi; Ascomycota; Sordariomycetes; Hypocreales; Nectriaceae. Gene Ontology annotation, cellular component: plasma membrane. Gene Ontology annotation, molecular function: zinc ion transmembrane transporter activity. The record is from RefSeq and is a predicted model, not a curated record. Gene Ontology annotation, biological process: zinc ion transmembrane transport.